ACAAACUUAUCUAUGAGGACUCAAAGAAUAUUGCUGCAAAGUUCAAAAAUGACGAAUACCUAGAGUCUUUCAACGUGACGGAUUAUGUGUCCAGCAGAAAUUAUGUCCUUAAAACCUUUCUUGACGGCAUAAUUGACGACGUCCCAUCGAAAAAAAACUCAGCUUUGGAAACCGCAAGAUGUAUAGACUACAUAAACUAUAUGAGGAACUCAAUGUUUAUAUCACCACUGAGCUUCAUGCAGAGUCUUUUAACCUACUGCAUAACUGGAAGCAAAGCUGCAGUAGUUUUGAAUUCAAUUGGACACCCAUCUGGUAGUUAUACCACAGUCAACAACUGGAUUAAAGAGUACAGCAAAGAAGCACUACAGUGUCCUAAUGACGUGGAUGUUGUUACUUUCUUUGAUAACAACCAGGUAUUACAGAGAAAGUGGCGAGUUAUUUCUGAUUUCAAAUCGGAAAGCAGUGUUAUUACAAACCUGAUUCAUGUGUUACCCAACCCAAACAGUAUGUUGCAAUUGGAGGACAAGUUUUCACCAAAACAUUGGUUCAAGUAUGAUGAAGCAUCCAAGGAUAAAGCUGUGUCUGAUAUUUUAACGUUGUUCCAACAAGAGGAUGUUGCUUUUUGCAAAUUUAGAAACCAGUUUAUAGACGAGCAACUCAAAAUUGUCUGUGAUCUAUUAACAGCUCAUGAAGAUCGGAAUGUUGGGGAAAGUUCAUGUGCUGGAUCUAUGGACCCACACGAUAGAUACAACUUUGUAAGAAGUGAACAUCCUGCUGACAAAAUUAAAGUAGUGAUGGGAGAUCCUUGCUUUGAGAACCCUGUG
Molecule: messenger RNA, 824 nt
Organism: Mytilus californianus (California mussel)
Lineage: Eukaryota; Metazoa; Mollusca; Bivalvia; Mytilida; Mytilidae
Exons: 5
Source: RefSeq, a predicted model, not a curated record